This is a messenger RNA of Carassius gibelio (silver crucian carp), 2866 nucleotides long. RefSeq names its product receptor-binding cancer antigen expressed on SiSo cells. The coding region runs from base 626 to 1264 and encodes 212 amino acids. Lineage: Eukaryota; Metazoa; Chordata; Actinopteri; Cypriniformes; Cyprinidae. The transcript has 7 exons. Gene Ontology annotation, cellular component: secretory granule. The record is from RefSeq and is a predicted model, not a curated record.
AAAUAGCCCAACAUGUGGGUUGCCAAAUUGCCAACCACAUUGUUAAACAAAAUAAUAAUGAUUGACAAUUUCAAAUUGUAAUUGUAUUUUAUAUUUAUAUUUGACAUUAACAGCUCAUACAAAAUAGUCCUGGUUAAUGAUUGUUGCGUAUUUCACUGGUUUAUGAGGCAUAAGUACAGAGCUAGUAUGAACAGUUGUUGUUGUAGUUGUUUUUUUCCUGUCCAUAAUCAUAAAUUGUGUAUUUACCUCCUUCCCUGGCAUCAAAAAAAGAUUUACCCGUUUUAACACGUUUUUAUAAAGUCUAUGUUUUUAACCCAGGAAAAUUAUUUUAUGCGGACAAUCUGGCAACCCAUAGACUCCAGUUCCCCGUUGGUGUGAGGAGGUACAAUGAAGGGACGAUGGCUGCCUGCAUCAGAGUAAUAUGGAUGAGAAUGACCACCUUGACAGUCGCUAUUCAUGAUGGGUCUGUUCUCCUGAACGCUUUCUUUGCCAAAACACACUAAUCUCCCUGAUUCGUCCCAUCUGUAGAGACCAAGUGUUGUGUUUGCAUCAGUCUGCUAUCUCCGUGCUAUGAUUCUAUCCACAUCAUCUCUCUUUAAUUGACCUGACCGAUAUCAGUCAUAACAUGGCCAUCACACAGUUUCGCCUUUUUAAAAUAUGCACCUGCUUGGCAUCUAUUCUGUCAUUCUUGAAGAGACUGAUUUGCAGGGCUGGAAGGUCACGCAAGCUAAGCGGGGAUCAGAUCACCCUUCCGACCACAGUUGAUUAUUCCUCUGCACCAAAACAGCCGGAGAUUGAAGAGUGGAGCUCAUGGGAUGAGGACGCUCCCACUAGUAUCAAAAUUGAAGGAGGUAACGGGAUAGUUCCCCCUCCACAGAAUGAAGCUGAAGAAGAAGAGCCAGACUACUUCAAAGACAUGGCUCCCACCAUCAGGAAAACCCAGAAGAUUGUCUUGAAGAAAAGGGAACCUCUGAAUUUCUCUAUGCCAGACAGCUCCUCAGGUUUCUCCAGCCGACUAGCUGCCACUCAGAACAUGUCCUUCAUCCAGCCCUCUGCGGAGCUGGGGGACCUUGACACCUGGCAGGAGGACACCAAUGCCUGGGAGGAUGAGGCAGAUGCAGCCUGGGAGGCAGAGGAAGUGCUGAGGCAGCAGAAGCUGGCUGAGAGAGAGAGACGUGCCAUGGAGCAACAGAGGAAGAAAAUAGAGAAAGAGGCACAGAGAAUAAUGAAAAAAGAGCAGAAGAUUGCUGUCAAACUUUCAUAACAUUAAUACAGCGCACCGGACACUCAAAGCAACAGCCAAACAACUGUUCAUAUUACAUUUGACCUGGUUUUGUCCUGCACACCAUACUACUGUCUUCAUCUCUUUGGGAUAUCCAUCGGCCACAUUAGGGAUUUUUGUUUUGUAUUUUAUUUUGGGGGGUUUUUCUUUUUUGUAUUGGACUGAACACAGCACAAAGAAUCUUCCCUUAUGUUUAAUGAGAUGUUGUGACUGUUCUUACUGUGCACUUGAGGAAAGAUCGUGUUUUUCUGUCAGUAUUUAUAACACUUGAAUGAUUUCCAGAAAAACAUAUCAUAUUUGUUUUUGUUUUUUUGCCUUUUCCCCCACCUGUUUUUCUUCAUCAAAGUCUUGUGCUUGAAACACUGGACCUGAUAUUGGGUGAUAUCUCAAUAUUUCAGAAUAAUCAAAUUUAUGCAACCUUGGGUUUUCGCUCGCCACUUUCUGUUUCGCUGUCUUUCUAAUCUGUUACAAUUCUGUUUACCUGAUAAUCAUGGGCUUACUUGUGAAUAAUCUUUUACGACCUUACAGUUUGAUCUUGAUUUUUCCAAAGACAGAAAUUUGAGGCAAGGAAUUCAUAUUUGUCAGUGUGAAUAGAGAGCAGAGAUAUUCAGUAUGUAACUGAGGCUCAAAGAAACCGCUUUUAAGAGACGUGGGUUGGUCGUUAUGGAAACUCUGGAAUUUGUAAAAUAUCCAAAUUGGCAACUGAACCAUAUUUUAUCUUUAGUAAGAAAAAAUAUUGACAGUUUAUUUUAAAGCAGUUUCACCAGGAGAACGGCUUGUCUUUUGCUAUUAAAACAUUUCUUAUCUCUUGAAUAUAAAUUGAUCAUGUUUAUUGAUACAACGAGGAUGAUGAUGAUGAUGGUGGUGCUGAAAUAAACUUCUGCAUAAUGUGAUUAUAAAGGAACAUAAAGCCAUGAGAGCCACAGGUACAGAUAUUGAAAAUCUGAAUAAAAUCACACUUUUAGCUAUGAUUUAUGUCCCCAGCUCAUGCAUGCUCAUGCCUUUUUAAGUUGUUUUUACAAUUUUUCACGGUACGUCCUUAGCUGUAAUAAACAUUUCAGUUAUCGCUUCAAUGGUUCAUUUUAACUGGAGGCUUCAAGGUUCUUCUACUGUAAUUUCUGCACCAAAGUAAAAAGAAAGUCAUUGGGUCUCUGAACAUAAUUAGGAAUACAAGACUUUAUUCGAUCUGUUAGUAUCCAGACUAGUUCAGUCAGCAUCAUAGAGCUGCCUCUGGAAUACAUGUGCUAUUAUUUGUGAUAUUCAAGGUCAGACGCAUUGUCCGGACCGGAGGAAUAUUCCAGCUCUGAGAUUAUGAUGUCAUAAUCCCCAUCUGCCUCAGCAACGCCCCCCGGCCAACCAACCAACCCUCCCACAGCUUUACCCACCUAGACGAGAGAGGAAAAUAAACCAUGACUGAAAUAUACAUUACAUGCUGUCUUCUGCAGCUAUGCGCAUCUUUAUCACACCGGACUUCAUGUUUUUCACAUGAGUUUGUCUCUGUAAUCAAGAUUUUUGGACCAUGUUCAUUAAAUAAAAUGUAUGUGUUCAUUAAAUAAAAAAUAUAUAAACACUGUUCAAAGAUUC